Nerophis ophidion (straightnose pipefish) is the source of this 2177-nucleotide messenger RNA. It is a transcript of the gene mfsd1, whose product is annotated as major facilitator superfamily domain containing 1. Gene Ontology annotation, molecular function: transmembrane transporter activity. Gene Ontology annotation, biological process: transmembrane transport. The record is from RefSeq and is a predicted model, not a curated record. Gene Ontology annotation, cellular component: lysosome. The transcript is spliced from 17 exons. Lineage: Eukaryota; Metazoa; Chordata; Actinopteri; Syngnathiformes; Syngnathidae. The coding region runs from base 48 to 1628 and encodes 526 amino acids.
CUUCGCUUCCGUCAACUUUUUUUUUUCUCCCGCAGCUGAUCCCAAACAUGGCGGACGGCGAGGAGGACCGCAGCCUGUUGGAAGCGGAGGAGGAGGAUGAAGACUCCCGGCCCGAAGCACCGGCGAGCGGCGGGGCCAGUAGCCCGCUCCCCGCCAUCUGCGACCCGGCGCACUUUUUACACAGGAUCGUUGUCCUCUUUUUCAUGUGUUUCUUGGGAUUCGGAAGCUACUUCUGUUAUGACAACCCUGCUGCUCUUCAGACUCAAGUCCUCCAGGAUUUGAGCCUGAACACAGCUACGUUCAUGCAGCUGUAUGCCUGGUACUCGUGGCCCAAUGUCGUUCUCUGUUUCUUCGGGGGCUUCUUGAUUGACAGAGUCUUUGGCAUCAGGCUCGGGACCAUCAUCUUUUCUCUUUUUGUUUGUGUUGGACAGAUCAUCUUUGCUACUGGAGCGUUGUUGAACCUCUUUUGGUUGAUGGAAAUUGGACGUUUUAUAUUUGGAAUUGGAGGCGAGUCCCUGGCCGUGGCCCAGAACACGUAUGCAGUCAACUGGUUUAAAGGAAAGGAGCUCAAUCUCGUGUUUGGUCUUCAGCUGAGCAUGGCUCGUUUGGGCAGCACAGUCAAUAUGAACAUCAUGGGCUGGGUGUACAGCAGAGUGGCUCUCCUUGUCGGCUCUCCGGGUUACACCACGCUCGGAGCCUCGCUCAUGAUAGCUGCUGUAACCUGCAUUUUCUCACUAAUCUGUGCUCUGGUGUUGGCAUUCCUCGACAGAAGAGCAGAAAAAAUCCUCCAAAAGGAGCAGGGCAAAACAGGUGAGGUAAUUAAACUGACCGAUGUGAAAGACUUCCCCUUACCCCUGUGGAUCAUCUUCAUCAUUUGUGUCUGCUACUACGUGGCUAUCUUCCCCUUUAUUGGACUGGGACAGGUCUUUUUCAUCCAGAAGUUCAACUUUUCCCCUGCUGAAGCCAGAGCUGUCAAUAGCAUUGUUUACAUCAUCUCAGCGCCUGCAUCUCCUGUUUUGGGCUUCAUGGUGGACAAGACGGGGAAAAACGUGAUUUGGGUGACGUGUGCUGUGUGCACCACGCUCGCCUCUCACAUGAUGCUGGCCUUCACCUUCUGGAACCCGUGGAUCGCCAUGUCAUUGCUGGGCGUGUCAUACUCCCUCCUGGCAUGUGCCCUAUGGCCCAUGGUCGCCUUCGUAGUCCCUGAGCAUCAACUGGGGACGGCCUAUGGCUUCAUGCAGUCCAUUCAAAACCUGGGCCUUGCCAUCAUCGCCAUGGCAGCAGGAGCCAUCCUAGACAAACAGGGAUACCUGGUUCUCCAAGUCUUUUUCUGUAUCUGCAUAUGUAUUGCUUUGGUGGCGGUGGUGACACUUUACUUUGUCGAUUACCUAAGAGGAGGAGAUUUGAACCGGUCAGCAAGUGCCAGAGCCAAACUCCAGAAAGAAGCCACUUCAGAUGCAGAGAACAGACGGAGGCCCAGUCAGCUGACGGACGGCGAUUUGGCGAGAUUGACACCGAUGUCUGCUUUUGGCUUACGCAACCGCUAUCUCUCAAGGCUGGGAACACAGCUGCCAGGCCACUGCUCGACCCAUCUGUCAUCGCUGGCCCACAGGAGCGUUCUGAAGUGAUGCCCUUCAUCUGGCCGUCUGCACACCUCCGGCACUUUGGUGAUGUGACUUCGGACAAGUAUGCACUGACAACAACAGUAGACCAGACUGUUUACCGUACAAAGUCCCCUAUUGAACUUAAGGAAGACAUCACGUUUCCCCUUUAAACCACUUUUAGUCACAUGGGUGAUUGUUAUUCUGCGUGGACAGGUAUCUAGUUUCCCUUUGUUCAGUGUCUUUGGGACACAGAGCACUUAUGUUGCACUUUAUGCUAUUUUAUUUUAUUGCAGCACAACUUCACAAAGAUGAAAAUGAUUUUGACGGUAUUAACUCCUACCUUUUUUUUUUUUUUUUUAUUCACAACCUUUUGUGGUGUGUGCCGAGUCAGCACAUUUGCCACGUUUACAGUCCCUCCAGGUUGCAUCGUGCCAAAUAAAUCAGAGCAGUUGAGCGUUAACUAACACGCAUAAACUGAUAAGAGUUAGUCAUUUAUAUUUCUUCACCCAAUCUGAAAUAAAAGAGCAGAAUAAAAAAAAAAAAUCUAUUUCCCUCCUUCAAGGCACAGUAUAA